UGUGUGUGUGUGUGUGUGUGUGUGUGUGUGUGUGCGUGCGUGUGCGUGUAUUUUAGACCAAGCGCGUGCGAGUUUGGAUGGCUGGAGAGUAAAACCAUCGGAAGUAUAUUCAUGUAGCUUAACUUAACUGUUUUUACCCCAACAAGGCAAUUUGUGUUGAACUUUCCGUAUGGUAUCUUUUUCGCUGGAGGCUACUUCGAGGGGAGGUUCGCCCAGGAGAGAUCCUGAAAUCUAUUGGCUAAGCCAUUGCCUUAGCAACCGUUUGGGCACGGUUCCCAUGGCCUAUCAUGUGUCUUCCCUGCUGAACUUUAAAUUGCAAAGGCGAAGGCGAUGGUUGAAUGACAGUUUAAACCUCCAAUUGUGUGGCGGCCUGUUUUUCGUCCAGCCAAUAGCAUCACGCUGAUGGUCUCUCGGGUGGGGCUUAUAGAGUUCAUUUUUUUGUAGACUGCGCAUUAACAACUCCCUUCUGCACUGGCUUGGAACUUUCUUGGGCGAUUCAAAAUAGUGUCUGAUAAACGACUUUACGACGUCAUCUUUACUUGUAUUAUUUUACGAAUAUCCACAAAGAAUAUUCCGUGCAGUUUACCCAUCGAUUGUUGUAGUUAUGCUUGCAUCAAAGUAAAGGGAAAACAACAUCCUGGCUGGGACUAUUCUGCAAGACGUCAUGUUUAAAACGGUCGCCAAGAAACCCGUGGACGAUUUUUUUUGUGUUGAAAUAAUCAAGGACCAACUCUAUUUCGCCGUACUCCAGCAGAAGAUUAAAAGCACAUCCGAACGACACUCUUUCUGUGUAGACGAUGAGCUGGUAUACGAGAACUUCUAUGCGGACUUUGGCCCCCUUAACCUGGCCAUGUUUUAUCGUUUCUGUUGCAAACUCACCAAGAAGCUCAAGUCCAUUACGCUCUGUAGGAAGAAGAUUCUCUUCUAUACCUGUGGAGACCAUAAGAAGCAAGCCAAUGCUGCUUACCUGAUCGGCUCCUAUGCUGUAUUGCAUCUUCACAUGACCCCAGAGGAGGCAUCCAGUUUACUUGUCUCCAAGAAUUCAACAUAUCUUCCAUUUAGAGAUGCCUCAUUUGGAACAUGCUUGUACAAUCUGAGCAUUCUGGACUGCCUUCAUGCCAUCCAGAAGGCAGUGGAGUUUAGCUGGCUUGACUUCACCAACUUUGAUGUGGAGGAGUAUGAACAUUACGAGAGAGCAGAAAAUGGGGACUUUAACUGGAUUAUUCCAGGCAAGUUCCUCGCCUUCAGUGGGCCCCAUCCGAAGAGCAAAAUAGAGAACGGAUACCCGCUCCACGCCCCCGAAGCCUACUUCCCUUACUUCAGGAAGCACAACAUUACCACUAUCGUACGGCUCAACAAGAAGAUGUACGACGCCAGGCGCUUCACCGACUCCGGCUUCGAGCACCACGACCUGUUCUUCGUGGACGGCAGCACGCCCACUGACGCCAUCGUCAGGAAGUUCCUGAACAUCUGUGAGAAUGCAGAAGGCGCCAUAGCUGUCCACUGCAAAGCUGGUCUGGGGCGUACGGGCACUCUGAUCGCCUGCUACAUGAUGAAGCAUUACCAUCUUACAGCAGCGGAGGCCAUCGCCUGGAUACGGAUCUGCCGCCCGGGGUCUGUUAUUGGGCCCCAGCAGAACUAUGUCGAAGAUAAGCAGGCCGGCAUGUGGACAGAAGGGGAUGGCUUCAAGGAGAAGAUGCUGGAUGAGCAGGAGAACGGCAAGAUGGCCGUCACCCGGAUCCUAUCUGGGGUGGAUGACAUCACCAUCAACGGCAGCAACAAUAAGAGAACGCCCAAAAAUGAGCAGAAAAUGGAACUGUAUAACGAUGAGGAGGAGAGGAAUGGUGUGACACAAGGUGACAAACUGCGAGCACUGAAGAGCAAGAGGCAGUCUAGAUCAUCUACUGGUUCACUAUCGCAAGGAGAAAACAAGAUUCACACCAGGUCAUCCUCCCUCUCUCCAAGCCGGUGCAUCCUGCAGUCUAGCAGCUACAAGGCCAGUGUUAACGCCCCUACUCUGGCUAGCCAAUCGGACAGCAGGAAAAGAACCAGAACCUCCCUGCCAGCCAAUGGAGUAGCAAACAGCUCCCUGUGCCACAGCAGACUAGCCAGGUCCCUAGGCAACUUGCAUGUUCAGACUGGCGACAGAGACCUGCUCUGCUUUGAGCCAUGCGGUAAACCUAGAGAAACCAACUGUUCCACGGCCAACAGGGGCACUCUGACCAACCUUAACACGGCAAAGGCCCAUCACAACCAGGCAAGCUCUCCACAGGCCUAUUCAUAAGAGAUCAUGACCCUUUGACUUCAUCUCUUCGCAGCAGAUGACGUUUUUUGGAUGUGCUGGGAUGGAUCGAAUCUCUUGGGAGUUUAUUUUUGAGUUUUUUAACCCUCUGUUUUUAACAGCUAUGGACAGACACGCUUUGCGGCCCAAGAGUUCUUGCUUUUACAAAUCUGUCAUAUGUUUGUUUUGUGCAUCCAAGCCUUCUUGGCCUCUGCUUUUUCAUCUCUCUACACUAAAGACAGUUGGCCAGUCAGGACUACUUGCACUAAUGCUGUCCAUUUUAACUUAAAGCCAGCGGUGAGGAGCCUCUUGUACUUUCCUGUUAUAGGGCUUGUACAUCGUGACAACGACCGCCUCCAUUUUGGAAGCAUAGGAGCAUUAUGUUGCUAAUAAUGUUUUUUGGUCAUUGUUUACUAAUCCUUCCAUUGAUAAAACUGUGAUCAGUCCUCAUAGAAUGUUUUUUAGUUGUAUUAUCUGCUACAUUUAAUUGAUUGUACGCUCACUAAUUUGUAUUUUAGAUUUGGAUAACACAACUAAAGAAGGGGUUGUAUGGCCUUCAGUAAACUAAAAAAAAAUAGAUUUUGAGCAACAAAACGUAUAAUUUUACUUUCCAUGACAAAGCAUACAAAAAAAAUGUUGAGCCUUUUUUAACAGUUUUUUGAAAAUCAUGAAUAUAUUUAUUUAGCUACAUGGCUCAGAAAUGCAAUUUUAACUAUGUAGCACAAGAACGGUUAAAGGACCACAGAUUUUAUCAUAUGAGCCACAUGAUGGCCCAGUUCUUGAGCUCGACCCUAGAGGCACUAUCUACAACAUUCCGAACACUAUCAUCCUCCUUCCCUGCCGUCCUUUCCUCUGUUCUCAGGACUGUGUUGUGCUUAUCCUGCGCUUUCUUCCCGUGUACUACUGGCUAUAGCUUCUCUGGACACUAGUACUGCUUUCCUGCUCCCUCUCCUAAUAUGAAACCCUUCUCUUCCUUUGUUUCCCACUUCUAACAGAUGCACUGUGGACAGAGGAUGUAAAGCUCGCUACUCUAUGCAACCGAUGCGCUUUUCCAGACUCUGGUAUCCAUGUCUUUUCUCUUCUUUCCCCCCUAAAUCAUUUAUCAAACAAAUCUCUGUAUUGACUAUCUUUGUUUCCUCAUUUUCAUGCUUUAGUUAAAGCAGAGCGGUGUCUACAAAGAUCUAACAUUUUCACCCAAUACCCGCCAUAAUUUAAUAUUUGGGGAGCAACAUUAACGAUUUUGUUUAACACAAUGGAGGCUUGGGAUUUUCAAGGCUGCUGCUAACCAUAUCGCACUAGUUAGCUAGUAUCUAUAUAGAUAUUUUUGUUUUCAUGCAUUUUAAAUGUGUGGAUUUCUGUUAACUGAAUUUGUGUUUCUUAUAUUUUGGCAGUCACUCCGUACCCAAAGCUAGAGCCCCUCUACUGCGAUGAGCCUGGGAUCUGAAUAGCAUGAGGAUUGUGUUUUAAAGACUGACCUUAGCGGUCAAAUCUUUUUUUUCGCUUUUAAAUGUUUUUAAAGUACAGUGCAUUUUGUUAUAAAGGAACCAUGCAAAAUGGUCCAGUCUGGCUUCAAUGUUUGUGUGACAUGCUCUCAUAUAAACUAGUUAAAUUGCAAUUCUGUAAAGCACUUGGUUCAUCAUGAAACUUUUUCAUAAAGCAUAAUCAUAGAAUUGUCACAUUAAAGCAUGCAUUAGUAUCGUAAGGUUUACCACGCGAGACUGGCAUGUGAAUAUGUCAACCUGGGUGUUUACUUUUAAACAAGCAGUAAAAGUAGAUAUUCCAGUUUUGAAGAACAGUAUACCAAUGGCAGUGCAUCCUGCAGAGUUCAUGCACAUACAGGGUGUUUGUAUAAGUCAAGUAUUGUGUGCAUCAGUCAAGUUCAUGUAUUACAGUAAUGUAAAUAAGAAAUCAUUUGAUAUACUGAGAACGUCUAUUUUGUAAAUAUUUUGUACGGUUUGAUUCAUUAGAAGUAGAGGAACCAAGCCCUCAUGGGGUCCAAACAAGUAAUGCUUGGUUAAAACUGGCUUUUUAAAUAAACCCAAUACUCUACCCGUG
Messenger RNA from Gadus morhua (Atlantic cod), 4336 nucleotides. It is a transcript of the gene cdc14b, whose product is annotated as cell division cycle 14B. The transcript has 15 exons. The coding region runs from base 665 to 2284 and encodes 539 amino acids. Gene Ontology annotation, biological process: protein dephosphorylation. The record is from RefSeq and is a predicted model, not a curated record. Lineage: Eukaryota; Metazoa; Chordata; Actinopteri; Gadiformes; Gadidae.